Molecule: messenger RNA, 2332 nt
Organism: Manis javanica (Malayan pangolin)
Lineage: Eukaryota; Metazoa; Chordata; Mammalia; Pholidota; Manidae
Gene: OPALIN
Product: oligodendrocytic myelin paranodal and inner loop protein
Cellular component (GO): plasma membrane; cell-cell contact zone
Source: RefSeq, a predicted model, not a curated record
ACUCUGUCACUGCUGGGACAGCAGUCAGUACUGAUGUUGGGCAGCUGGGGAUGGAGCAGCCAGCGUCAGCCUGUGGAACGCAUUGUUUCUAAAGAGCUGCCAGUUGCAGAAGCUGCCAAGCUCUCUGGCCAGCUGUGGGAUCUUUGCUGAGAUGGAGAUGUAGUCAAGGAAGGGGACUGAAAGGUAAGAAGGACAGAAAAUGAAGGCAAAGAGGGUGGAUGACCUGGGCCAUACACAGCGGACAUGAAGCAGGAGACCAUAUGCCCCGAGGGAUGGGCCAGGACUUGGCUACUCCCCUGACCAUAAAUGGCUUGGCCAGGGCUCUGUUGGAGCCACCUCUGGCCCUGUCACUGUUGCUCUCCCAGCUGUACGUUCUUACAAAUGCAAGACACAAGCUAACACACCAGCAAGAAAAGAGGUUGCUGAGGGCUGUGUUUGGAGAAGGUUCUUGGGAGGCUGAAGGAGAUGACUUCCUCCCCAGUCGUUACGGGUGGGAAAGGAGCAGACUGCGGGCCCUCUCUUGGAUUAGCGGCAGGCAUUCCGUCCCUGGUGGCCACAGCCCUGCUGGCAGCUUUACUCUUCACUCUGAUUUGCCGAAGAAGAAGCCACAGCGAGUCCACCGAGGAAAUUGAGAGGCCCUGUGAAAUUUCAGAAAUCUAUGGCAGUCCCAAGAUCGCUGAGAAUCCUAGGAGGUCACCAACAUAUGAGAAGAAUAUGAUGGGAACAGAGGAAGCCCACAUAUAUGUGCAGACAGUAGCAGGAAGCGAGGAAACCAGGCAUGACACCUACCGCCCUACUGUUGAAAUGGAGAGAAGGAGGGGACUGUGGUGGCUUAUACCUAAACUGAGCCUGGAAUGAUGCAGCUCAGUCAAGGAGCUUAAACAGAGCUGAAAACGCAGGCAAUUGUGCUUGGAGUGAAGGAUAGACCAAGCUGCUUCUUAAUCAAUCCAAAUUUCAUUUUCACAUUUGGAGAACUUUUGGGUUGAUUUGUGUCUUUAGGGGGCAGAGCCAGAGAGGUUCAUUCCAACACUCAAAUCUUGUGAUUUAAUAGGAAGCACCAAGUGAGGUCACUAUGCAUCCAGAAAGAGCCCUUGGAUCUAGUUCCUGACCCCAGUGGCAAUUUGCUUUUCUUCGUGAUUUUGGGAGAGAAGCUUGAUUUCUGUGUAUCUUGCUUUCUUCUCUUUCUUCAUAUCCCUUUUCUCAAAAAUGCCAUCACACCUGGCUUCUAUAAGAGGGUUGGCCAAGGCCAGCAUGGUGCAAGUUGGGGUAUAAAUGAAAUUUGAAAGGAUGUGUGAGGGGAAGUAUGUCCUUAUUUCUGAAUGCCUUGGGGUAGAAAUCACAGGAGCCACAGGUCUGGUUCCCUGACCACCAGAGCAGCAUGCAGCUGGAUCACUCAUUGCUUCUACUUGCACCUGUGGUCAGAGGGUAUUUAGGGUAGGCAAUUCUGCAGUGGAGUGUGUGUGUGUGUGUGUGUGUGUGUGUGUGUGUGUGUGUGUGUUGAGGGUAAAGCAGAGGUUGUUUCAAAAGAUUAUUAGAAAUGAGGGCUACAUCCAUUUUGUAGGAGUGCAGAGAAAGGCCCAAGUCCUUGACUAUCACGGGGAAAAACCCUAUGGCAGGAAAGGAGCUCGGGAGGACUCUGAGUCAGUGGACACAGGACCAAAGGGAGUAGCCGCAUGUGUGCCACCCAGGGGAAGCCUGGGGACAGUGUCAGCUGGUCUGGGCCAGCCCUCAGCACCACUUCCGUGAGGAGGCUUCCAGGAGUCCUGGUUCCCUCAUGCAGGGCCAUCGCCUGUGAAUAGGCUGGAUCUCCUGGUGGGAGAACUUGGGUCCAGAGCAUCUUGGGGUCCAUCUACCAGCUCCAUGUGCCAAGCCACCUUGAUAUGCUAUGGAAACAUUCCUUUCUUACAAGGGCCUUUGAUUACUUGGAAACACACCACUUCUUCUUCAAAUAACCAAGAUCAGGUUCUACAAACCCAGUCACUGAUGCAUGCCAGCAUGUGCUUUUCCAAGCCCCUUGUGAAAUUCAGUCUGUGCUGGGUUCCCUGGGUCCAGUCACCUUGACAAACAGAUUUGGCCAUUUCAAGGCAGAUUUCCGAGGGAUCCAGGUGCUUGUACUUCUUUUGCACUUGGGAAGGGCCUUGGAUUUGCUGAGACCCUGACUGUGGCUCACAAGUGCAGGCCCUGGGGCAAUGACCGACCACAGGGAGCCUCAGCUCUGCCCUUACAAAAUGGAAAUAGCAGUUGUCCUCCUAUCCUCAGGGCGGUUGUGAGGCUGGGCUGGAAUACACAUGUGAAUAAGCCUUGUAGUCUAUAAAAUAAAGUGUGACUUGUA